Molecule: messenger RNA, 489 nt
Organism: Neohortaea acidophila
Lineage: Eukaryota; Fungi; Ascomycota; Dothideomycetes; Mycosphaerellales; Teratosphaeriaceae
Exons: 2
Source: RefSeq, a predicted model, not a curated record
AUGCACUCUCACUACCCGCUCGUCAACGGAUACCCUCCAUUCCCCGGCCACGCCACCUCGGAUCCCAGGCAUUCCCACCCCGUCCAGUACCCGUUAGCAGUGGGAGGGGCAAGCAACAAACGACUUGCACCCGCACAACCUCACCCAUCGGAGCCGCCUGCCAAGAAGAAGCAAUCGAAAUGGACGGCCGGGGAAGACGCCGAGAUUAUUCGCCUCCGACUCGAGGGGAAUAAGUGGGAAGACAUCUCCCAUCAACUGCCCGGUCGAAGCGCGAUUAGUUGUCGUCUGCGAUUCCAGAACUACCUCGAACGACGAUCGGAAUGGGACGAGGAGAAGAAGAACAAGUUGGCGCGGCUGUAUGAAAGAUUCAAAAAAGACAUGUGGGAGAAGAUUGCAAAGGAGAUGCAAAUCCCGUGGCGCGCAGCGGAAGCCAUGCACUGGCAAAUCGGCGACAUCGAAAUGGCGCAGCGCGCCAACGUGCCCGUCUUC